This is a messenger RNA of Parasteatoda tepidariorum (common house spider), 8598 nucleotides long. RefSeq lists its product as uncharacterized. Lineage: Eukaryota; Metazoa; Arthropoda; Arachnida; Araneae; Theridiidae. Gene Ontology annotation, cellular component: glutamatergic synapse; postsynaptic specialization. The record is from RefSeq and is a predicted model, not a curated record. Gene Ontology annotation, molecular function: molecular adaptor activity. Gene Ontology annotation, biological process: signaling.
UGUUAUGCUCAGAAAAGUCCAUUUACGUUUGAGUUCGCGCAAUAAACUUCAACUUCAUUACUAUUUGUAUGUCGAUGUCAGCCUUUGCUAGCGCCACUCCUGUAUUUUCUUGGAUUUAGUGAUUACAACACAGUUUUAUAGUUAUUUUAAGUUCAUUAGUAAAGCACCAUGUGAAUAGAAAGUUUACCAGAGGAAUUUAUUAUCUUAUAUUAGAGGCGUAGUGUCAAAAAUUUAAAGAGUAAUAACCCGGUUCAAUGUCACUAAUUCCUGUCAUCACAUAAUGAGGAACCUUAAUAAUGACUUAGAUUCUUUUAACUUCAAGAAAGUGACUUAAUUUAAUAUAUAUAUAGUAUCUUUUAUCAUGAAUUUUCGACCAGAUCUAAGAAACAAGCCACACAGUGCUUCAUUCACUAACUUACAAAUAAGUGAAUCUUUUAGUCACUUCCGGUCUGUGAGUUACUUUCAGGCUGUGACAAAUGCAUCAAUUUCCGGUUCCCAAAAGUCCUUUGAUACCCGUUCAUCGAUUGAAAAAUCUGCAAUUGGCAGAAUUCCAUCUAUUAGCACGCCUUGCACACCCAAAAAAAUUGAGAUCGAGAAGUACUCAACAUUACCUGUCACGACCAGCAAUAAUUCCUGUUAUCCAUCGAAAAAGACUAGAAGUUCCAGUCUUUCUAGUUUUUUCCGAAAACUGAAACCUAGGUUCCACAGAAGUUCAUCGGAUGGUAGAAACCCGUGGAUUGUCAUUGAAUUUGCAUCUCAUGACAGUGAUGACGUGUCUUCCGUAAGUGACAGCAGUGACCACUCAGUUGAACUAGCUGUAAAAAGUAAAGUCCAGCAUUUUACAUCUCUCAAAGACCUUUAUGACAAUAGUAAUGAUAUCUGCAACUGCGCUUUGAGCAACAAGCGCAAAGACAGUUCGAGUUUGUCUCCGAAGUGCAAUUUAAAUUCAAACAGUGUUAGUAAAACCUCUGUUAAUUUUGACUGCAAGAGCCAACAAGGUGCUCACAACAAAUCUGAAAGCUCAAUUUUCUUUAGACUUUCUCCUCGUAGAAGGCUUGAAAAUCUUAAACAUAUGUUGAAGAAUUUCUCAAAGCGCAGGAAGUGCCGCAAUUCUCCUUCCAUGUUUUCUUUGGAUUCCAGGACCUGCACUUUUAAAAGUGAAUCCUGCUUAAAAUCAGACUAUACAACUACAAGUGGUGCUUUUUCUAGUUUUAGCCAGAUUGAAAAUGAUAGAGCUUCACCUACAUUUCAUUUUUGCAACCAAAGUAAACAAGAAAAUCUGAGGUCAUUGAGGCAUUCUGCUGACAUAAGUUAUCUCUUGCGAAUACCUAAUAGUAGAAGCUCUAAUUCAAGUCUUUCAUCUGUUUUAGAAGACAGCUGUGCUUUGAAGCGAGCCCAACCGCCUAAAACUCUAAGCUUGCCUAACAAAUCUUUUCAUGACCAGCAAAGACUUAAGGUUUACCAAAAAAUGGCUUCUGUAGAAUCUAUAGGUGCUUGUUCUUUAGAUUUUGAUUCCAGUGACCACUUUAUGGCAAAAGAUCUCACUGCUUCAGAAUGUACUUUACUUAGUAAUGGUAUCACGCCGUCCAUCCCUGAAGUGGCAAGAAAUGGUGAUCUGCACGCUGAUGGGCCUUCUUCAGAACAAAGAUCUUCUGAGGAUAAACCAUUGACGAAUGGUUUUAAACCUGAUGAGAAAAAGGAGUGCAGUAUUGCUGAAAUCAAGCUACCUUCAUAUGUGAGCAUCAGCUGUGCCAUCAACGGGUAUACCAGUUACAGCCGUUUUUGCCGUAGUAGAGAAAAUAGUCCAGCUCGUAACUCUUUUAGAAAAUCUAGCCUAGAGCCUAGCAUGCUAGCAGACAUGAAUCGUAAAGACUCUUUCGAUCAUCACUCGAACUGUAAAUAUUCUCGCAGUCAGUCCGAUUGCAACGGAACCAUGCAAAGUAUUUACACCGAAUCAAGACAUGUUACUGUUAGCAAACAGUUACAAAUUCCUCUAAAAUCUAGUAAGAAAUAUAUUACAGAGUUAUCGUUAAGCAAUGGACAUUCUUCUAUUGCUGAAAGGACAGAAGUUACCUCUCCAUCUAAAAAGCCCACAUCCAAUGGAGUUGGUAAUGAUAGUUUGUUACUUGCAAAAGAAGUUGGUAAUGGUGGUACUAAGUCCCUAGUACAACAGCGGAUUGAGAGUUUGUACGGGAGGACUGUAGGUGAAGAAGUUAACAUUAGUCUCAAAAAUAGUAACAAAACUAAGGACUCUGUUGUGAAUAAUGGUGAUAACAGUAUUACUCCAGUUCUUAAUGGAAAAAGUCAUACAGGUUCUGUUAGUCCCCCUGUUUUUAGGCAUUUAAAUAAAGAUUUCCGUAAACAACUUCAACAAGGAAACAUUCCUAAUAAUAAGACUGAAAAAGAAAAACCUGUGUUAAAGCCAUUGAAUACAUCACGCCAAACUUCUGAGAAGCAGGUAUUUUCACAAAAAGAAAAUUUCUCGCCCAUCAUUAAUGGAGUUGGGCAUGAUGAAUGUGAUAGAGUAAAAUCCAUGACUCCUCCCCCUAUCAAGUCUUUUGAUAGUAGUGAUAAAAGAAAAAUUGCUCAAUCUAAUGAUUCAGAGAGAGAAGGCUACAAGUUUUUAAACCUAAUUGACAUCGAAAAGGAGAAAAUUGAGUUGGAAGUUAAGAAAUUGGAGGUAGAACUAAAGAACAAUCCAAGCAUCCCAGAGGAAGCAUCUGGGAAGAUUCGUGCUGCUUGUGGAAAAGCCAAUUUACUCAUGACGCAAAAGUUUGAACAGUUUAGAGGACUUUGUUGGAAGAAUAUAGAAGAAAUUCCCGGUGUGCCUUUCUAUACAACUGCCUCAGAUCUUGCUGGAUUUUGGGAUUUAGUAUUGCUUCAAGUUGAUGACAUAACUUCUACUUUCAAAGAUAUUGAAGCAAUGAAAAACAAUGGUUGGAAAGAAAUAGUAUCUGAAAAGCCUGCAACAUCGCAACCUAAGUUCCGACAUUCUGUGGCAAAUGCUGUAUCUAGGUCGAAUCCUACUACUCCUAAGCGAUCUGCUAAAUCUUCAGAAUUAAUGAAAGCAAGGGAGGAAGCUCGUAAGCAAUUACUAGCUGCGAAAAAGAAAGGCCGUCAGCAAGCUGUUGCAAAUGAUGAUGAAAUAGCCAUUUUUGCCCCUGCUCCUAGUUAAUACAGAGACUUGGAAAUGCGUAACUUUUUUGACUUGUGAUAUCGGAUAUUGAUGAUCUUAAUAGUUAGAUGAUUAGGCUCAAUAAUACUCAAUUUUAAAAUUACUCCAUUAGUAAUAAUUAUUAUUUUUGCUAUGGUACGUUUUUGACAAUGAAUAAAUUUAUUUUGCAUAUCUUAUGUUUAUGAAGUGAUAUUGAGAAUGUAUUGUUUUCGUGUGUAUUUACUUUUGAGUGUAUUUUUAAUUAUUUUCAGAGUUGUAAUUUUUCUUUUUCGUAUUUUCAUUUGUGUGUGUGUGUUUUUUUUUUUUUAAAUAUGGUUAUAUCCUAUUAUAUUUGAGAUUAAAAUUUUGAUUAUAUUGUUAGUCAAAAUUGUCACUUAUAAAAUUUUAGCAAGCAGUUUUCCUUAUACAGAUUUUACAAAAUAUGAUUAAUACUUUUAGAUAAAUUUUUUUAUUACUGUUUAUAUCAUUCUUUUAAAUUAUAAUCCAACAUUAUUUUAAAAUUAAAUGUGUAUGAUAAGUUAAAAUCACACAUCCUAUAAUCAACUGUAUACAAAUGAAACUUAAUAAAUGUUAAAUAAGCUUAUUCAGUCUUUCACUGAGUUGCAUAAAAUAGUUGUCUUAAAUUAAACUGGUAUAAUAAAUUAUAGAAAAUAACUUGUUGAGGCUUAAAUAGUGAUUUCGAAAAUAAACUAUUUUUCAAAUUUAAUGAAGGAAAUUUUUCAAAGGGUAUAAUAAAUUCAAAUUUAUACUGCAUAUAGCUGUAUUAGCCUUAAGAAUAGUAUGCAGCAUAAAUUUGAAGUUAGAAAUUGCUCAUUGCAGUUUAUUAAUAAUAAAAUGGUUUUUCAAAUUAUUAUUUCAUGCAAUGCACUUAGUGUACUCAUUAAUUUUGCUGUAAAAUUUCUAUUAUUUGCACAAAAUGUAAGGAUCUAAAUUAAUGUAUUUAAAUCUUGUAAAUCUAAAAUCCCAGAUUUUCCUCUGACACUAAAUAUUUGGAAUUAGUGUUAUAAAUAUCUCUAAUUCUUAUUGUGUGCAUUUGAGGAGAACUCCAGACGCUAAAAGGCUAGGUCUGUCUGCUGCUAUUGUAACAAGCGAGACCAUAUUUCUGUAUAGAAGCAUGGAAUUUAUCUGUCGACACUUUGUAUUACAAAAUUGGAAUUCAUUUAAAUGCUAUAAGUGUUUGAAAUAGGUUUUUAAGUAUUUCAUGUAAUACAUUCCAUGCACAGUUAUUAAAUUUACCUGAAGGAUUCCUACUGUUAAGAAUAAUAAAAUAAUAAGAGGACAUCUUGAAAUUCUCUAUUAAGCUUUAUUUUUCAAAGUAUUAAAAAAUUAUCAUCACUUUCUCUCCCAUUAAAUGUCUAUUUUACUCUUUGACAAAUUUUUUUUUAAUUUUUAAUAUUUAGUGUUUUGAAUUUUUCAUAAAAUUUUCAAUUUGGUACUUACACUGCAUAAAAUUUUAAUUAAUGUUAAACAUUUACUACUUUGUUUAAUAGCUAGUUGAAAGUGUUAAUGGAUCAAUACAAAACUUUUAAAAAUGAUCAAAAUAGAAAGCUGAGAGUUUAGGAUUAGUUACAGUGACAGACUAUUUCCGAUAGUAUAUUUUGUUUUGUUUCAAUGCUGUAUGGAAAUAAUAUUAGUGGUGCAUGAAGGAUUAGAAUUAAUACAGUUUAUUGUCUGAGUAAAGAAGUGUUACAGCCUCAACAAUUUAUUUUAUUACUUCCUUUUUUUUCUCCUUCCAAUCUAUUCUGUACAAGCAUGCAAUUAUGAAAUCAUUUUUGAUAUUUCUUAAAAUAAUUAUCAAAAUACAUAUUAUGUUUAAUUGUAUCAUUGAAAAAAAAUCUUUUUUCAUGCAUGGUUAUGUUUGAAGCGCUUACAGGAAAUAUGUUAAAUGACAUUUUUCUGAACUUGGAAACAUGAUUAAGUUCAUUGUAUUAUUUGGCUUAUUUAAUUAGAAAAAAGAAAUAUUUAUGUAAUUUAUAUUUGAGCAUAUAACUAUUGAACAUUAAUUUAUUUUUUCAAAGCCUCAAAAAAAGCAUUUUGCAAGCAAUAUUCUGAAUUUGAAAAUUGGAUAUAGUUUGGUUUAUUAGUUUACUUUCUUAGUGUUAAGAUUUAACUUAUUUAAGAACUUGUCUUUCAAAUCCUUAGAUUUUUAAGUGAAAAGGCAUUUUUUCAAACUUGUUAAGCUUCGUGGUGUAUAUUCUUCUGAAUUUAAAUUUGAUAUUAUCAGCAGCAUUAUUUUGCUUAUUUGUGUUUGAAACAUUUAACUUAAUAACCUGUUUGGCAUGGAAAAAGUUUAGUAAACAAUUUUCUAAAAUGAAUAAGCAAGAUACAGUCGCUAAGUUUAAAUGUUCAGAAUAAUUAACUUAUUUAAAAUCAUGUUAAGUAUAGAAUGUUAAAUUGUUAUUCCAAAUCCUUAAAUAAGACAGCUUUUAAGGGGGACAAAAAUUACCGAACAUUUUUCUUAUGUUCUAUUUUCUGAACUGUAUUAUUAUUUAGCUAAUUUGAAUAUUAGAAAUGUUUAUUCGAGAACACACAAAGUAUAGAACAUCUAUUUAAUCUACCAAAUAAAGUAAUUCUUUUUUUUUUAUGGAAAAUUGAAUUUUUUAUAUAAUUUUCUGAUAUUUCUAUAAACUUUCUCAAAUUAAUUUAUCAUAGUAUCCCAUUCAACAUACAAGAAAAUGUCAAUAUUUAAAAUUUUAGUAUAUUUGUUUUCUGCUUCAUUUACAGUUUUAGUGUGAAAAAUGGUUGAAGGCAAAUUAUUGAAACUAUUAAUUUAAAAAAUUACAUGAUAAAAAUAAAGUAAAUAUAUUUAAAUAAAGACUUUCACUAGUUUUGUAUUUCACUAAGAACAAUAUUCAAAAGAAAAAAAAGUUUUGUAAAUGAAACAAAAAUUGGCCUCAAAGCUUCAUGAAAUUUUUAAUGAUAAGUUAAGAAUUUUAAUGGAAAUUCAUACUCAUUUUAACUUGACAUGUUAUUAUACAUCACCCAAAACGAGGUUAAAUGGAGAAAUAGCUUUAGUAGUGUGAUUUGAGCAGAGUAAACAAACUUGAAAUAAUGGCUGUUUCAUAACAAAUAAACAGGGAAGACUGCAAUUUUUUUGUUGACUCACAAUACAAGUUACAUUUGACUCCUAACAAAUUUUAUUUCUUCUCAUGCUAAUUAAGUACUCACCUCUUUUUACUAAUGAGGUAAUUUAAAAUGUGUAUAUUCCUUGCUUAAUGUAUAUUUGGUUUUCUGGUUUAUGAAAGUUAUGUAAAUACACGUGGUUUUUUAAUUAAUUCUGAUGGCUUUUAUAAUUGUUUAUUCUGAAAUUUUCUAUAGCUUUUAAUUGUAUAUAUACUGCAAUAUCUUGAUUCCUUCCUACUUUUUAGAAAUUAGACUUUCAUAGUUGUAAAGUAAUGCAGCUUUAAAAUUUCAGCAAAUUUCUUUCUUCUGAAUAAUUUGUAGUGAUGUAGUUUUAACUUUUAGGAGACUAGUGCAAUUAUGCCGUGCACAGUAGGGCAUUUUUUCCCCUCAAAUUAAGUGGAUAGAUUUUUUUAAAAAAAAAAAUAAAAACGAAUGCUUGCUUAAAUAUUUGUUUAUUUUUAUGUUAAUUCCCUGCAAGUUUUCUGUCUAGAUAAAUAUUGCAAUUAAUUAGAUUUAACAGUUUCAAUAAUUUUAAAUAAAAGUGUUGUGAAUUAAUUAAGUUAGCAACUUGUUAAUAGUAAUUCGUUUUUGUCAGAGUAUAAUAAAAUAUGAUUCAUAAUAUAGAAUAAGAUAAUUUUGAAUUAAUUAGUGUAAUUGAGCAAUUUAAAAAUUUAGGAUCAUUUAUUGAAUUUAAAUUCCCCAUAACGUCAGCUUAUUUAUAAAUUAUUUCUCCAUUCAGGAAUUUCCAUUUUAAAUAAAUUAUUUUCUUCACAAUCCUGCCUAGACUUUUAUUAAAAUGUAACAAUGAAUGUGAUAUGGUAACGACAUAAUAUAGGUAUUAUCACAAAAACUUGACAAUCUUGUAUCUAUGCAAAUCAAAUUAUAUUUGACUCUAAGAGUUAACAUAAUGUAAUAUUAAAUGCCACAGUUUAUUAUUAUUCUAAUUUUUAUCUAUAUGGUAUUUAUUUUUUUUUAUUUAAAAUGCAAACUUGAUGACAGAUUGUCUUUUAAUGUAGCAAUUUUUUUUAAAAUAGCAGUUGAGCAUCACAUAUUUUCUUUAUUUAUAUUAAAUAAAUUUAAAAUCUAAGUAUCAAAAGCAAAUAUUGAUCACCACUUCAUUUAUUGAUAAGAACUGAACUAAAAUGAGAAAAAAUGAUACUCAAUUCUUAACUCUCAAUAUAUAAUAUCAUUAUUUGAAUGCAUUAAAAUUUAUUAUGAAGUAAAGUGAGUAGGCAGCAAAUUUAUUUCACUCAAUUUUACAUAAUUGGUACAGCAAUAUAAAUGGAGUAUAUUGGAUCACUUAACCUACUAAAGGUGCCAUGACAAAAUAUUCUUGUGACUUGUUAACUCGAAGAAAGGAGCUUUUUUGGAAGAGGGAACACCUCUAGCACUAUUUCUAAAAGGUACAUAUUUGAAUUGUUUAAAAAGAAAAGAACUAAAAUGACUAGCUGACAUAUGCUGUUUGAUCUUAUAAUUUAUUUUUCCUUUUUUGUCCUACUGUGCCAAGCAAUAUGAAAGUGUUUAAAUAAUUUCCUCAAGCGGGUAGUUAUUAUUAAUCACCAAUGAUAACCUCACCUUAGACUGAUAAGUUUAUUUGAAUCAAUUGAGCAUCACUUAACUUGGCAGUAUUGUAGCUGUUGAUUUUAAAUAAUUAUGGUCAAAAAUAUGCAUUACAGAGACAAAUUGCAGAUGAAGGUUUAGAACGUAAUUUUAGUUUUUAAGACCAAAGUAAUAUUUACAGCAAUUUCCAUUUUAAAUAUUUGCAAUUAUAGAAAAGUAAAAUCUAAAAUAAAAAUUUUCUUGAUGUUAAAACAUUAAUCUACUUAUUUUGUGAACUGAAAUAUUAUUAAAACACUUUGUUUAAUGAUAGAAACUGAACUGGAAUUUCAAUUAUUGGUGAUAAAGUAUAUUAAUUUUUGUAUUUUAUGUAUAUGUAAAUUAGUCCUAAUCAUUAAAGUGAGAACAAUUUAUCACUUACUACAAAAUUAAUGUGUUAGAGUUAUUAACAUUUUUCUGUUCUUAAUUUCAACUAAUACAAAGACCAUACAUACAGAUGCUAUUUGAAUAUUAUUUAACACUGCCAAGUUAAGUUAAUGCCUGGUGUAGUAAAGAAAAAAUCAGAGCUUAACUGUAUUUGAAUAUGCAAUUCAUGAAAUAUGCCAUUCAACUUGAAUGUAAAACUGAUGAGAUUUUUAUACCGUCAUGGUUCCAAAUAAUUCAUAUAUGAAUUUCAUCUAAAUGCUCAUCUUACAUGUCUUUUUCCUUUCACAAAUUUUGCCAAAAUAAAAUUUAAAUAACUA